Messenger RNA from Protobothrops mucrosquamatus (brown spotted pit viper), 195 nucleotides. RefSeq names its product protein PXR1-like. The transcript is spliced from 3 exons. NCBI's taxonomy places the organism in Eukaryota, Metazoa, Chordata, Lepidosauria, Squamata, Viperidae. The annotation marks the transcript as partial. The record is from RefSeq and is a predicted model, not a curated record.
AUGCAAUGUGUUAUCCACACUUUAAAAUAUAUCUCCAUGGAUGACACAGCAGAGGAACUGAAUGCACCUGCAGAAGAAUUAGAGAGGAAGGAAGGAAAGAAAAAGAGAGAAAGAAAGGAAGGAAGGAAAAAGAAAGGAAAGAAAGAAGGAAAGGACAGGGAAGGAAAGAAGGAAGGAAGGAAAGAAGGAAGGAAA